Messenger RNA from Nannospalax galili (Upper Galilee mountains blind mole rat), 6440 nucleotides. It is a transcript of the gene Cemip2, whose product is annotated as cell migration inducing hyaluronidase 2. NCBI's taxonomy places the organism in Eukaryota, Metazoa, Chordata, Mammalia, Rodentia, Spalacidae. Bases 470 to 4624 code for a protein of 1384 amino acids. The record is from RefSeq and is a predicted model, not a curated record. The transcript is spliced from 24 exons.
GCCCAGCAGAGCCCGGCGCUUGUCUGGCUGGCGGAGGCUGAGCGCGACCUUAGCGAGCCGCGGCGCCCGCCGACCAGGGACAAGCGCCACUCCGGGUCGCGCCUGCCUCUAUUGUCUCGGAGCUGCUCGGGCUCGGGCGCCGGGGCGGCGGUUCCUUUCCUUUUCCUCCUGGGGAGACGAUCGGAGAACCGGCGGCUGCUCGGGAGCGCUGGCCGAGGCCCCUCGUCUGGGGCCCGGGGCUGGAGGCGGCGGCCGAGGGCAAAGCGCGUCUGUGCGGGUGGCGGCGGCUGCCUCUUCCCGGGCGGAGGCUGCUGCUGCCCCGGCUUCACAGCGCGGCGCCCGGCUCCCUGGCCAUGGAGAGGCGGUCCGGACGCCGGGACUCCGGGAGCUCCGCUCGGGCUGCUCGGGCCACUCCGUAGACACCUGAGCUGACCUACGCCUGGCGGGGGAGGGGAAGUGACAGGGUAUCAUGUAUGCUGCUCCUUCCAGGGGACACUCCCCUGCUUUUCUGCAACCUCAAAAUGGACACAGCCAUCGCUCACCUGGUUAUGUGCCUGGGAAGGUUGUCCCCUUACGUCCUCCUCCUCCUCCAAAGAGCCAAGCUUCAGCCAAAUUGACCUCCAUCAGACAAGAAGCCCCAGCGACCUUUGCUUUCUCCCCUGAGGAGCAGCGAUCCCCGAGGGAGAGCCGAAAGCGGAAGAGGCACAAGAACACCUUCGUUUGCUUUGCUAUAACCAGCUUCUCGUUCUUUGUUGCACUUGCAGUCAUUUUGGGAAUAUCCUCAAAAUACGCUCCAGAUGAGAACUGUCCAGAUCAAAACCCCCGUCUCAGGAACUGGGAUCCAGGACAAGAUUCUGCAAAACACGUUGUUAUCAAGGAGGGUGAUAUGUUUCGCCUGACCUCAGAUGCCACAGUGAAUUCUAUAGUCAUUCAGGAUGGAGGACUGCUUGUUUUUGGGGAUGAUAAAGAUGGAUCCAAAAAUAUUACCUUGAGGACUCGUUCCAUCCUGAUCCAGGAUGGUGGGGCGCUUCAUAUUGGAGCAGAAAAAUGCCGCUAUAAAUCUAAAGCGACAGUUACCUUGUAUGGCAAGUCAGAUGAAGGUGAAAGUAUGCCAACAUUUGGCAGAAAGUUUAUUGGCGUGGAGGCUGGUGGGACGCUGGAGUUACAUGGGGCCCGGAGGACGUCCUGGACGAUGCUGACCAGGACUCUGAAUUCCUCUGGCUUGCCUUUUGGUUCCUAUACUUUUGAAAAGGACUUUUCCCGGGGCCUCAAUGUGAGGGUCAUUGACCAAGACACAGCCCAAAUUUUGGAAAAUGACAAAUUUGAUACCCAUGAGUACCAAAAUGAGAGCAGGCGACUUCAAGAAUUUUUGAGAGUCCAGGAUCCAGGUCGGAUUGUGGCUAUUGCCGUUGGAGAUUCAGCUGUCAAGAGCCUGUUACAGGGAACAAUCCAGAUGAUCCAGGACCGGUUGGGAAGUAAGCUGAUCCAAGGACUUGGCUACAGGCAAGCUUGGGCUUUGGUUGGUGUCAUUGAUGGUGGGACCUCUUCUUGCAAUGAAUCUGUGAGGAACUAUGAAAACCAUAGUAGUGGCGGGAAAGCUCUGGCCCAAAGAGAUUUCUACACCGUAGAUGGCCAAAAGUUCUCUGUGACAGCCUACAGUGAGUGGAUUGAAGGAAUUUCUCUCUCGGGUUUCCGGGUGGAGAUUGUGGAUGGAGUAAAGCUCCACCUGUCAGAUGAUGUCAGCAGUUGGAAAGCUGGAGACCAGAUUGUGAUAGCAAGCACCGACUACUCCAUGUACCAGGCUGAGGAAUUCACACUUCUCCCCUGUCCUGAGUGUAGCCGAUUCCAGGUCAAAGUCAAAGAGACACCCCAGUUCCUGCACAUGGGUGAGAUCAUAGAUGGGAUAGAUAUGAGAGCUGAGGUUGGAAUUCUCACCCGGAACAUUGUGAUCCAAGGAGAAAUGGAGGACUCAUGCUAUGGAGAAAAUCAGUGCCAGUUCUUCGACUAUGACACCUUUGGGGGACAUAUCAUGAUAGAGAAGAAUUUUACUUCAGUCCAUCUCUCUUAUGUGGAGUUGAAGCACAUGGGUCAGCAGCACCUGGGGCGCUAUCCUCUGCAUUUUCAUCUGUGUGGAGACGUGGAUUCUAAAGGAGGCUACAGACGCCCAGCAUCUGUGGAUGGCCUGUCCAUUCAUCACUGCUUCUCCAGGUGUAUCACAGUACAUGGGACCAGUGGCUUGCUAAUAAAAGACACCAUUGGAUUUGACACGCUGGGUCAUUGCUUCUUUUUGGAAGAUGGUGUUGAACAGAGAAACAUUUUGUUCCAUAAUCUGGGGCUUCUUACCAAGCCGGGCACACUCCUCCCCACAGAUAGGAACAAUUCCAUGUGCACCACCAUGCGAGACAAAGUGUUUGGAGACUACAUCCCUGUGCCUACCACGGACUGUAUGGCUGUUUCAACUUUCUGGAUUGCUCAUCCCAACAACCAUCUAAUCGAUAAUGCAGCUGCAGGCUCACAGGAUGCUGGAAUAUGGUAUUUAUUCCACAAAGAACCAACUGGGGAAUCCAGUGGGCUGCAGCUCUUGGAGAAACCUGAACUCACUCCACUGGGAAUAUUUUAUAACAACAGGGUCCAUUCAAAUUUUAAGGCUGGCUUAUUUAUUGACAAAGGUGUCAAAACAACCAACUCCAGUGCUGCCGACCCAAGGGAAUACCUCUGCUUGGAUAACAGUGCGAGGUUUCGGCCUCAUCAGGAUGCAGACCCUGAAAAGCCACGUGUUGCUGCUGUCAUUGAUAGGCUCAUUGCUUUUAAAAACAAUGAUAAUGGAGCCUGGGUCAGAGGAGGAGAUAUUAUCGUUCAGAAUUCAGCAUUUGCAGAUAAUGGAAAAGGAUUGACCUUUGCCAGUGAUGGGAGCUUCCCAAGUGAUGAAGGUUCGAGCCAGGAGGUGGCGGAGUCUCUCUUUGUUGGGGAGAGCAGGAAUUACGGCUUUCAGGGUGGCCAAAACAAGUACAUGGGCACUGGCGGGGUAGACCAGAAGCCUCGGACGUUACCUAGGAACAGGACAUUCCCAAUUAGAGGCUUUCAGAUUUAUGAUGGGCCUAUUCAUCUCACAAAGAGUACUUUCAAAAAAUAUGUGCCAACUCCAGACAGGUACAGCAGUGCAAUUGGCUUCCUGAUGAAGAAUUCCUGGCAGAUAACACCUAGGAAUAACAUCUCCCUUGUGAAGUUUGGUCCCCAGGUAUCUCUGAAUGUCUUCUUUGGAAAGCCUGGCCCCUGGUUUGAGGAUUGUGAGCUGGAUGGUGAUAAGAACUCCAUUUUCCACGAUGUGGAUGGCUCGGUGACAGGAUACAAGGAUGCCUACGUGGGAAGGAUGGACAACUACCUGAUCCGCCAUCCAAAUUGUGUCAAUGUUACCAAGUGGAAUGCAGUGGUCUGUAGUGGGACCUAUGCCCAGGUCUAUGUUCAGACAUGGAGCACUCCGAAUCUUAGUAUGAUCAUCACACGAGACGAAUACCCAUCCCACCCAAUGGUGCUUCGGGGUAUCAACCAGAGGGCCACCUUCCCGCAGUACCAGCCUGUCAUCAUGCUAGAGAAGGGCUACACCAUCCACUGGAAUGGGCCAGCACCACGCACCACUUUCCUAUACCUCGUAAACUUCAACAAGAAUGACUGGAUCCAAGUUGGACUGUGCUACCCAUCAAAUACAAGCUUUCAGGUUUCCUUCGGCUUUCUACAGAGACACAAUGGCUCCCUGUCCAAAACUGAAGAAUACGAGCCUGUGCAUUCCAUGGAGGAGCUGCAGAGGAAGUCAUCUGAGAGGAAGUUCUACUUUGACUCCAGCACAGGGUUAUUAUUUCUGUAUCUCAGAGCCCAGAGCCACAGGGAUGGCCACAGUUACUGUUCAUCUCAGGGAUGCGAAAGAGUCAAGAUUCAGGCAGCAACUGACUCCAAAGACAUCAGUAACUGCAUGGCCAAAGCGUACCCACAGUAUUACAGAAAGCCCUCGGUGGUUAGGCGCAUGCCCGCCAUGCUCACGGGUCUCUGUCAAGGCUGUGGCACCCACCAGAUGGUGUUUAGUAGUGAUCCUCACAAGAGCUACCUCCCUGUGCAAUUCCAGUCACCUAAUAGAGCAGAAACUCAGCGUGGAGAGCCAUCUGUUAUUUCUGUCAAUGGCACUGACUUCAAGUUCCGAAGUGCAGGUGUCCUCCUCCUUGUGGUGGAUGCCUGCAGUGUUCCCUUCCGGGUGACAGAAAAACAGAUGUUCCUUCUUGAAAAUGUCACUCGCGUGGAUGAGUAUUUAAAAGCAAACAUCCCUCCAAGAUCAAUUGUUUUGUUGAGCACAAGAGGAGAAAUAAAGCAGUUGAACAUUUCUGAUUCAUUGGUAUCCCUGGGAUUGGCUAAACCAGCGCAUCUUUAUAACAAAGGGAGUAUCAUAUUUUUGGGAUUCAGCGGAAACUUUAAACCUUCAUGGACUAAGCUGUUUACCAGUCCUGCUGAGGAGCAGGGCCUCGGGCUGAUUGAGCAGUUUUUACCUUUGCAGCUGGAGGACUAUGGGUGUCCCAGAGCUGGCAGUGUCCGCAGAAGAGACCUCGAACUGUUAAAGCAGGCUUCAAAGGCACUUUAGAGACUGACUGUAACUUAAGUGCUGGGAAAGAAAAAAAUGUGAACUAACUUAUUUAAUUUAUGGCAUUUUAAGAUGACACUGUUAACCCAAUGGAACCAUUUUCCUGUUUGAUACAAAAUGGGGAGAAAAGAAAGCACUCAGAGAGAUUGCCUGAAUGCCGGCUUAUCACCUUCUCAAUGUACAGAAUGCUGAAGAAGUCCUUUAUCUGUGUAAGGCUGGUGGUGUGUUUGGAGAGCAGUUCUCUCGUUCUACACCUUGCACCCAGGAUGGGUAGUGCCCAUGGGUGGUGUUUUGCUUUCUGUAGAGUGGGGUGCGGUGGGGACUUCUAAAGAGUUGCUUGAGCUCGUUAAAGAACUGGCUGCUCUAGCACCUUGGAUACUUGAAGUCUAACACGCUCAGUUGUGGCAAGUAGCAGUUGACUUGGGUGACUGGCGUAUUCCAUGAUGCCUGGGGCUUGCCUCAGACAGGCUUUGAGGUUCAGUGUGAUGCCAGAUACAGUAUUCAGUGGCAACUCAGGCCCAGCUCAUGCCCUUUUUUGCCUGGACAUGUGCUAUUUUUAUUCAUUUGUAUACUGAUGACAUUUGAGGGUUCACCUUUCAAAGAGGAACAAAAGGGCUUUUGAAAUCCGUUUAAUCUGUGACCAUUGAGCAAAAAUCAUGACCUGCACCCAGGUCCGAGGUUGGUGGGACCUCUUGCAGCUUUAAUCCUUAACCUAUCUUGACUGUAUAUUUGUAUUUAAAAUGUGGAGUGGAACUGAAUUAUUACUGUUCAUAAAAAAGCAGCAGAUCAUUUGCCCAAACUAAACUGUUGUCAUUUUAACUUGGACAAAGGCCGUCUGUUCUCGGUUUUGCUCUUGUACCUGGAUUUUACUGUUAUUUUGGUGUGGAGAUUUUAUUUUUAAAAAACAAAGCUUCUCUGCUCACCAUUCUGGCAGAAAAAUCCCAGAGAGCUUAAUGAUACUCCAGAAUGACUGCACAAGGGUGGAGGGGAAGCCUUUGGAGGGCCAGAAUCAUGGAGGAAAUAGGAGCCUCUUUGUAGCCUUAAAGUGAGUCCAGUUGUUAAAGAUAAGUAGAAAGGGGCACCUUGGCUCCUGCUGUCCCUUUCUAUUGUGGUCACUUUUCUUCACCCUGUGGGGAACACAUGUGGCAAAAGGAGGCAGGUGCUGUAGCUGAGAGGAGUCAUUACUUGUUUAUAACCCCAUGAGGCACAAAGGCGUGUUGACGAACAGCCGGGCAUGUUUGGGCAGAAAUUAGCCAUGAACUCAGACACAGUCAUUUUCCUGUAUGAAGGGCCAAGGCCAAUGCCUGUACUGUUGUGUCCAGCAGACAUUCUAGAGCAGCUUUGUGACUGUGUUACUUUACAAAAGAUGCUACCUCAGACUGCUAUGACACACCAUUCUGACUGUAAGUGCUCAUGCAAAGGGCACACCAUGUCUUAAUCAAAGUUUGGUUAUUUGUUUUUUGGGUUUUGGGGGGUUUUUUGGUUUGUUUUUUGAUGUAGCUCUCUCUCUUUCUCUCUCUCUCUCUCUCUCUCUCUCUCUCUCUCUCUCUCUCUCUCUCUCUAGUGAUGAGUGGAAUUGUACCUAUUAAGUAUAUUAUUGGAUCAUGGUUCCUGAAGGUGAUUAAACUGCUAUGUGUGGGUAUGUGUAUGUGUGUGUGUAUGUUAUGACUUAAAUAUAUUUGAUGUGUGUUUUUUAGAGUUCAGUUCUUUAAAUAUUUGGAGAAGGAUAUGUAAAUUCUGAGGCACUCAGUUUUUCUGAUUUAUAUACUAAUAAUUAGGGCCUAAGUUAAAUAAAAAUAUUUGUGCAUGUAUUCUG